This is a messenger RNA of Acanthosepion pharaonis, 825 nucleotides long. NCBI's taxonomy places the organism in Eukaryota, Metazoa, Mollusca, Cephalopoda, Sepiida, Sepiidae. The record is from the annotation of a GenBank genome assembly.
AUGGCUCACGUUUCCACUUCUCCUCUCGGUAGCAAUCCCGUUCUUUUCACGUUCUCAACAUUUCUAAUUUUGUUGGCUGUCUAUUUUGGUCCAUUCUUGCUUACUCCAUGUAUUUCUCAUCCUUCUCUUGUUUUUUUUUUUCUUUUUUCUUUAUCUUCUCUUAUCUCUGUCCGUCUUGUUAAGCAAAUUCUUUCUUUUACUCUGCCUAUCUCACUUUUCUGUUGCUUAUUCAUCUUCCCCUAUUGCUAUCUGCCUUGCCUCUUUUUCUGUUCUUCAUUUCGCCUUUUCUCAUUGAUGUCCCUCCGUUUCUUUUCUUUAUCUUAUUUCCUCUUCCCUUCCUCUCUCUCCUUUUCUCAUUUUUCCUCUCUUUCUCCUUCUCUUUCGUUCUAUCUUGGUUUCCCUAUUUCCUUUCUUUCUCUCUUUUACUUUUCCCUUCUUAUCGACCUGGCACCCUCGUUUCCAACCAAAUUUUUGUUUUGUCCCUUUUUCUUUCCUUUGUUUCUUUUUUCCUUCUUUUUUUUUUUCCUCCAUUUUCUUGAUUCUUUCCACCUCCAUUUCGCGAUUCUUUCCACCUCCAUUUUCUUGAUUCUUUCCACCUCCAUUUUCUUGAUUCUUUCCACCUCCAUUUUCUUGAUUCUUUCCACCUCCAUUUUCUUGAUUCUUUCCACCUCCAUUUCGCCUGCGAUUUCUUUUUUCUUCUUUCUUUUCCUCUUUCUUUUCGUUCUCGCUCUUCAUUCCCCGCCCCACAUCGCUUUUUGCUCUUGCUUCUUUUCUUCAGUUAAUUAUUUACUCGCUUUCUCUCCCUUCCCUCCCAGAACCCAAUGA